This is a messenger RNA of Podarcis lilfordi (Lilford's wall lizard), 15566 nucleotides long. Lineage: Eukaryota; Metazoa; Chordata; Lepidosauria; Squamata; Lacertidae. The record is from the annotation of a GenBank genome assembly.
CCCCGUGCGACGAGGCGCGAGGGGCGGAGGGAGGGGGAGGCAUGGCCCCCGCCGCCGCGCCCGGGGCUGUUUGUUGUGGGCGGCUGUUAUGGCCUCCGUCGCGGGAGAGGCCGGCUUCAUCCCGCCCGAGGUCUCCGCCCCGCUAGGGGACUCCUCCGAGGAGGCAGCCGGAGAGGUCUUGAGAGGCGCCCUGCGCUCGCUGCCGGCGCUGGUGGGGCAGGUUAGUUUGGCUUGGGAAGGAGCCAGCGCAGCAGCCGCGCUUGGCGGCGGAGGCAGGAGGGAUGAGGGGCAGUUGCCGCCGUGGAAACAUCCUCGAAAGGGGGGGGGGCUUGUCUAAAAGGGGGAAAAUAAAAGGUCGGCCCCGACACCCAGCUCCGAUCUCGCUGCGCAAGUUUCCCGAAAGACGUGUAUCUGCACGAGACAAUCGUGUUAAAAUAGUUUUUAAGGAGUCUCUCCAAGGAAAAGAGGCUUAUGAUUAAGCCUAGCAUAGUGCUUCAGGGCUCCCUUCCCACGUUUUCUCCGUCACGCUUCGCGUAUCUGAGCCUCGAACCGAGCUUACCAAACCUAAGCUUGCUACUACUUGGAAGCAACUGCUAUUGAUUUCCGCAGGAACCUCUUGCCACCCUCGGUGAUUGUUGUUGCUGACAUGCAUGCCCCACAGAAAUCAAUAGGAUUACAAGGGACGUUUUAAUCCUCACGUUUUUCCUAGUGGGGUGUUGCUUUCAUAUAUUUCAUUUAGCUUUUCCAGGCUCGUUUUUCGUUGAUGCAUUUGGUACAUUGCGCUUCCCAACCCCAACCCCCCACCACUCACGAGUGUGUAAUGUAAAUCUGCAAAUUUGGGAACCUAUUUUGUAUAUGGCUCUUCCUCUUCUUCUACUCUUUUUUUUUAUUAUAAUAACCUUCAUUAUUUUGACUUGUGUGACACUGGCACAUGGGUGGCCGACACACAUUUGUUCUGCAGUGAACAAAUGUAAGUAGCUGAAGAACUGAGUUCAAAUUGUGGUUUACAUAUUGUAAGGAAGGGGAGCAAAAAUCCCAUGUGAAACUCAGCAUUCUGUAAUUGCUUUUUUGCCACCUUUUUAAAUGCCUACAUACACACAUUUUACAGCCUGCCUUUCUAAAGGAUAGAAAUCUCUUUAAGGCUUGUGUUACAAUGACUCUUAAAAAACCUCUGCUAAAAUGUAACAAAUACAGGCCUGUCCUCAAAAUCUUCUCUUGCAUCCUUGAGCAUUUACAUGCAUUUCAAUUAAACAGAAGCACAUAUUGAUUGAGGAGUAGAUAAAUGGUUUAUUUCUAUCUGCAUUGAUGGUAAGAUGGCUGCUGGAGUGUAGUAUCACUUCUAGUGUCCAAACUUUUUUUAAAAAAAGUGAGUUGAAAGUGGGAGAGGAUGAAGAGAGGAGCCAUAAGAAUUCUUUACAAUGAGGAAAGGAUCUAUUACAGAGACAGAUAAUUAAAAGAUUCAAUAGCUAUAGUUUCAAGAAGUGGUUUGAUCAAAGAACUUUAAGGAGGAAAUAGAAAUUGAUCAGAGUCAAUAAACAGUGACAUGUUAUGUCUUUUGUUAAACUACAUGAAGUGGGCGAAAAUUAGUUAGAUGGAAACUAGUUGUCUGGCUUUUUGAAAGUGGCAUUUUCUCCAAUGGAUAAAAAGGGUUAGAUUUAGAUCUGGGAAAUAUGGGCUCAAGUCUUCAUUGCUGUUUUGGAUUUAUUUUGUAGCCUUGGCCAUAUAUCAUCAUCAGUUCCCCUUAUCCUAAGAUGGUAUUACAAAAAUAUUGUUUCAUUUGCAAUGAAGAUUGUAAACAAUUUGCUCAGAAGUAAGUCCCAUUGAAAUUGGUGGGUUUUAACUCAGCUUACAGCAAUCUUAAGUGUAGAGAAAGGCAAUGUGGUGGAUCCGUUGUUGCAUCCCAAGCCCUGCUGCUUUGGCAGACAACUGGGGGACUGGUUUCUGUCAUUUUUAUUUAUGCACAGUGAAGUCUGGGUUGGCACUGCUGAAGGUCCUGAGAAUUAGUCCCUCAGGGAAUAUACAGAGCUUUGGAUCCAUCCCAUCAAAAACUGCCCAGUAAUACUGUGUUAGGGCUUUCCCCUUUCUACUGCUGGUAGAAGCCAGCCGAGGGACUUGUAUGUGCCAUCCUAACACAUUGCCCAUCCAGUCAUCAUAGGAAUACUGGAAGGUACCCGAUACUAAGUCAGAUCAUUGGUUUAUCUAGCUCAAUAUUGUCUACAUUGACUGACUGCAGCUACCCAGGGUUUUGGACCUAUCUGGAGCUUCCAGGAAUUGAACCAGGGUCCUUCUGGGUGCAAAGCAGAUGCUCUGCCACUGAAUUAUGGCCCUUCUCCAUGCUAUUCAACAUGGGGCGGAGGAAGGAUAGGAGUUCACUUAAAGUGUCUAUAGAAUUGCAACCUAAAAGUGCUAAAUAAAGUAAUGUCUGCGGAAGGAAACCAGUGUAAAUCAUUUGGUAAAAAUCUUCCUCCCACUUUUUGUAGCCUCAGUUGAAAUUAAAAUUUUCAGUGAAAUGUUUUCACAUAGGACACACACACACACACACACACACACAGUAUACUGAAGUGUAUCAUUAUUUUAAAAUAGAAAAUAGCCACCAUUAGUACUGAGCUUAUCCCCCAUAUUUUGAGAACAUCUUCUGAACUCCCAAGGGCAUCCAUGGGAGGAGCCGAACAUAUGAGAAAAGUUGCACAAGGCAUGAGUGCAGGGAAAGUGAAAAUGGGAGCAUCAACUACUUCUACAUCUUUUAUUUUAUAAGCUAGUAAUAUUCAAAUAUAUAUAGGCCGAGGGGCUUCUGGCGGUUCCCUCACUGAGAGAAGUGAGGUUACAGGGAACCAGAUAGAGGGCCUUCUCGGUAGUGACGCCCACCCUGUGGAACGCCCUCCCAUCAGACCUCUGAAGGCAGCCCUGUUUAGGGAAGUUUUUAAUGUUUGAAGUUUUAUUCUGUUUUUAGUAUUCUGUUGGGAGCCGCCCAGAGUGGCUGGGGAAACUCAGCCAGAUGGGCAGGGUAUGAAUAAUAAAAUUAUUAUUAUUAUUAUUAUUAUUCUACAGCACAAAAAUUAUGACUACUUAAAAUAUGAGACUGAAACCAUCAACAUAUGCAAGAUUAUAUCCAAGAAUUUUGCACAUCAUUCCUGCUACCUAAUGAGUGCACAAUUACGCCAUAGCAGAAAAUUUCAAUAUAUACUGUAUUUUUCGCUCUAUAAGACGCACCUAAUUUUUGGAGGAGGAAAACAAGAAAAAAAAUAUUCUGAAUCUUAGAAGCCAGAACAACAAGAGGGAUCGCUACGCAGCGAAAGCAGCAAUCCCUCUUGCUGUUCUGGCUUCUGGGAUAGCUGCACAGCCUGCAUUUGCUCCAUAAGACGCACACACAUUUCCCCUUACUUUUUAGGAGGGAAAAAGUGAGUCUUAUAGAGCAAAAAAUACGGUAUAUGUUUCAGUCCUCUGAAAAACAUAUAUCUUUUAUAUGUAGAAAAAAGUGGCAUAUUUUCCCUUGGGCUUGGAAAUAAUCUGUUAAAUGGCUCCUGGUUUCCUAGGCUGCUUAUGCCUUCCCCACUGUUGCUCAUAAUAUUGAAGUACCCUUCACCCCAAAGUGCUCAGAGUGUACUAAAUAUUUCAGUUGAGGGAAAACACUAGUGGAAACCACCAAUAAUGUGUCCCAAAUUGUUAAACUCCUGGCCCAAUUCCACCUCUGUAUUUACAUACAGCAUAAAUAGGGCAUGUCUGAAGUAAGAAUAUUGAAAAAUCCUCAAAAGCAAUGAUGUUCAGGAACAGGGGGUUAAGUUUCUAGACUCAAAAUGGCAGUAAUUUUUAGCAGAAAAAAAUAAAACUACAGUAACUAAUUGAAAUCUAUGCAGUUAACUGUCACAUGUGCUCCAUUAGAAUGUCACCUCAGAACAUGAUUGUUUUAAAACUUGAGUUGAUUAACCUGCAGAUUCCUCUGUCAUUAGAAGUGAGAAUGACAACUAGCUUAGAUAGUAAUAGAUUUAUUCUCUAUAAAUUUUCCUGAGGACUAGGAACAUAGUUCAGAAGCGGUAUCCCACAGAGUAACAGUUGCCAGGAAGCAACAGCAGGAGAUGACUUGUAUUGAAGGCCUGCUUGUUUGCUUUCCAUAAGCAUCUGCUUGGUCAGUGUGGGAAGCAGGCCGCCAGACUUGGGAGUAGACCAUGGGCCUGAUUCAGUCUGUUCUUGAUGCUUUCGACUGAUGUGAAAUUCCCGUUUAACUCUUAGGCUGUUUGUGGUUGGAAGGGCUGUUGUGUUGAAGCCCUCUUGUGACAUGAUUUGUUUCACUUUUGAAGCUUAAUAUUGGAGAAGAUGUGGUGAAAAUUAACAUCGACUGGAGCAAGCUUCAAAGUACAUCACCCGCGUUGCUCUUUACUGCUCUGCAGCAGCAUAUAUCAGGUUUACAGGUAAUUUUUUUUUUCUUGGAACUUUAAAAUCUCAGCUCUCUCAGAGUAAUCCUUAAAUGCAGAACCUCAGCUCAGCAGUUAGGGCUGCGGUGUAAGGAAAUGGUGCAUCUUACUGUAUUGUACACCUGAGGUUCCACGGUGCUUUCUAAAAGAUUUAAACCUGUUACCUUAAAACAAUUAUCAGAAGGAUUGUGGGAAUAGCAUUGCAAGCUUCUGUGGAUAAGUAGAUUGUGCAAAUGUAGUCCUGUUGAUUUCUACACUUCCAUUGUAAAUGCAGUACAUUUCCAUCUGUGGUGGGUUAUAAUUAAGCAAUAACACGGCAGGUGUGUGUCAUGCUAUGAUAAUGAUUCCAUGCGUUGGGUGAGUUCUGCGGUUCGUAGAGUGCUUUCAGUGGAUCAAGAAGUGGCAUUAUCCCAGCAUGAUGCAUCCUGGUGUGUGUGUCUGCAAUUAACCAUAUUUCCAGCACAGAUUUUUUUUUCCUCAAAGUAACUUCUUAGAUAUUUAAUCUUUCAUCUUGUCAAGUAACCAGUUGCUCUGUGUUAUCCUAUUCAUUUGACAUUUUAAAACCAUUAUUAAUGUGAAGUUGCACUAUUUGCCUUGCUCCUUGUUUUUGGAUGUCAUUUUUGAUUGCAUGCUAGCACAGUUCAUGUGGUGUCUGUGUGAUGCCACAAUGAGAAUAUAUUCAACUGAGGUGUGGCCUGUCACAACAUCUCCUUUGCAACUUCUCUUGGGAAUAAAACAGAAUGAUGUUGGUUCAUUUCCUGUCUGUCUUUGUGGGGGGCUUGUAUAGCAGAAAUUUCCCGAUGAUUGUGCCAUCAUUCUAAAUAAUGUAUAUAUCAAAAGCUUUUAAAAAAGAAAAGAACUUGCAGGGCAGUGAGCACAACAAGUGCUCUCAUGCAAUUGUUUCUUAGUAUGAGAACUAAUAACCUUGUAAGUGGAUGUUAUUAUUUUGUUACUGUUUUUUCAAGCAAUUUGAUAGUGCCAACCGAAGUAUUUCUAUUAAUAGCAUUGGUGUAAAAUCCUAAUUUUGUAUCUCCAAAUAAGGAAUAAACAUUAAGCUCAAUUAAAUGGAAGUGGGGGGAUUGCUGAUGUUGUAAAUCACUUCAUAGUUUUUGAUUGUUCGCAUGAUUUGCAAGUGCUGUUUUUUGCUGAGUUGCUGUCUAGCCCUUUUAUUGCAGGUUCUUUAAAAGUGUAACAGAAGAAUGGAUGAACUAACUUGUAUUUGGGUUUAUUUUGUUGUAUGACUUUGCACAGAAAAUGCAAAGGAUAUAAAUAGGGCUUUUUUUAAUGAUGAGAAAAAUAAGGUGCAUUUAUUUUGCUUCUCUGGUUAUUGGCUGUGUUGGGAGAUGCAUGAGCCUGUAGUACAAUGUUUGUAUUCUCCCAUGCAUUUUGGGUGGCUGCGUUUCAAGUGGAGAUGCUGCCAGUGAUGUAGUGUUAAAGCAAGAGCUUUAGCAGAAUGAGAGUCUUGGCUCUCAUGUUAAGGAGGAAAAAUACUUAAGCCUUAAUGUUCUGGGUAAGCAUUUGAAUGGCAUGUAAAUUAAGUGGCAUUGGUGGCGAAGGGUGCUGCUUUGAUUUGGUACAAAACAGAUGAGUAACAGGCAGAUUUUCUCAGAUAGUCUGGACCCUCCAGAGGUUGAUUUUUUUUCAGAUACGCAGAUUAGUAAAAGGCACCGAUCGAAAGGGCAGUGACACUUAGAGAUGUUGUAUUUUAAUUCUAGUUUGAUUGAAUUAUGUACACAAAGGUGAUGGCAUAUGGCCUCUACAAUUAUUUUAAGAAGCUUGUUUUAGAGAUUCCAGUUAAGAAAAAGUGUUCUGUCAGUUUGAAUCCCAUCUCUCUCUCCCCCGCUCUCCUUUCUUUUGCUUUAGCCAUUUAUAGAAAAACUCCAGUCUUUGAUUAAAGAAGAAAGCACUGUACCCGCUGAUGAGUCCAGUAAGACAGAAGGUGGAAAGUGUGAGACUAAUUCAAAUGUAAUAGAAAAAGACUUGCAGAUGGAAGUGACACAUGCAGCUUUUGGUUCUGCAAGCCUGAAAGAGGCUCAUGUUGAUUUUGACCCAGAAGUAGUCCAAAUAAAAGCUGGGAAAGCUGAAGUGAGUGAGUCUUGGGCCACUUUUUUCUUUCUUUUCUAAACUAGACCAUUUCCCCCCUAUUUUGAAUGGAAAUAAUGAAAUCUAAAUACAAGUUGUCCCUGUCACCUGCAGAUUGAAAGACGAAUAUCAGCCUUCAUUGAAAGGAAGCAAGCUGAGAUCAAUGAAAACAAUGUCAGAGAAUUUUGCAACGUUAUCGAUUGUAAUCAAGGUAGCUGUCCACUUGUGGUUUAAUUUUCUUACCCUUUUAAGUGUGAUCUCUUGCCCUAUUAUUUGAACAGCUCCUAAAAAAAAAUAUUGAAAAAAGGGCAAUGUUACAUAGUUAACCAUGUAAAAGGCAUUGGUUAGACAAAACGUAAAGGGAGUCUUAGUUUACAACACCCUGAUUUGUACUCAUUUAUAAUUCGGUCCCAGUGACUUCAAUAAACUUAUUUCCAGUGUAAUCUAAUUCUUAUUCUAGGGUAUUCUCAAUAACUGUAGUGGCAUACAAAAGCGUACAUGAUUUCUAGACUGCACCCUUAACUAAGAAUAUGGCUUUUCUAAAAAUAUUUUGGGGAAAGCUAUAUAGGGUAUGAAUGGAGUCCCCUUCCUUACUAUAAAUCAAUCUGAGCAAGUCUGUGUUUACUGGGUUUUUUUUCACCUGUUCUCUUCUUACUAAUUGCAUUUUAGUGUGAGUAACUGUGCACAGAAAUGUAUCACAGAAGUGUGAUAAUAAUGUGCACUAAUAAUGAUUCUUAAAACGUGAGGAGAAAAGUAUGUUCUUAAUGAAGUAUAACUUCUGGAUUUCAUCAUUUAGAUGUACUGAAGAAGAUAAGCAUGGUUGUUAAGCUCCUUUAGCUUGUCAUUGAUAUUUCCAUUUUAUACAUGGCCAUCACUUGUCCAACAAACCACAUCCCUCAGAAACUACAUUUCUCUCUUUCUGUACCAGUGACCAAGAUCAUACCACUGCUCAAGUCAUCUUUCAUCAUCAGUAUCAUCAGUGGUAUUGCUUUCUGGGUAUUAAAAGGCACAACUCUGAAGGUGAACAUUUUUCCACCUGUGCUUUUAAAUUAUUAUUAAAAUAGAUGAGAAAAAUGGAAUACAGCAAUCACACAAAUUAUGUCAUGAAUAAAAUCAAAAUCAAACAAUAAUACAUAUGUGUGAUAUGCCUGCAACACAAGUUCCAUAGUUUUAUAAACAGAGCAAGAUUCCUCAGUAUCUUAAGAAAAGCAAAUAACCAUUUCAGUAUUUUGAUCAUAUUGUUUUUUCCAAAAGGUGACACAUUCAAUUGGUAAAGAUGUUCUUUUCACUUCUUAAACCUUAUGAAAUGUGUAAGCUUCACCACCAAUAAGUGCUUGCCUUCCAGUGCAACCAUAUCCAUGUAUACUCAAAAGUCUCCUUUAAGUUCAGUGGGCUUGCUUCCAGAGAAGUGUUUAUACGAUUGUAGCCUUAAUCAUUCUUCAGUAGGUUUUUUUCUGUUCUCUACUUGGAAACAAUUUCAGUUUUUCCAGUAAUUAACACGUUAGUUACCACUUUUCUCUAUUCCUAUAUUACAUAAUUUUUAUAUAACCUGGUGCAUUAUAACUUGGCCCUCUUAUUUCCUUAAUCAUAGCAAAAAGUCUGACCCCAAAUAAAACAUUUUGGCAAAAACAAAAAACAAACCACCAAUUAUCAAAGUCAUCAGCAGAACUGACAGCAUCUCCAGUGCCUAUCGUCUUGUAUUAAAUGCAUCUGUCUCAAUUUACCUUGUGCUGUAUACCACCUGCACAUGAUUUUAAAGUGAUUUCCCCUUAAAUUAGUUGAUAUAGAAUACUUGAUUUCUUGUGUAAAUACAUACUCACAUGAAUAUUCUAUAAUACCACUCCUUAAAUAUUUUCCCAGUCUAGUCUAAAUUUAUGUUCAGUGGGAACUUAUGUUUUGAGGAAAUGAUAAUGUUCAGAAAAUAAACCUUUGGUUUUUACCAGAUUUUUUAUAUCUAUAUCCAUAGUGUGUGUGUGUAUAAUUUCAAAACUUGUUUAAUUUUAACCAAGUGUUUACUAAUCCAUUCUAUUACAAAAGCAUUUAACAGAAAACAUGAUAUAAUUCCUCACACACAUGACUUUAGAAAGUAUCCAUCUUUAAAAUAAGAAUAAAAAUAAAUUAUUUAAAUGAGUGCCUUGCCCAAACAAUUAAAGUAGCCAUAAAUUCACUCCAUUUAAGAGUAUCAUUAUAAAAACAAGUCUAAUUGGAAAGCAAAUCAUCUUAUCCUUAUCCUAAAUAUUUGACACAGGAGUUUUGCCAAUAUUUCUUUCUCUCUCUCUAAGCUGCACACUUGGAACAUAUAAUAUUGUACAUUUCCUGUACGGGAUUCUGACAUAUGUUCUGGAUCUUUUAAUAUUGAAAGCUGGGCGCUUCUGUAAAUUGGCAUUUGUUAAGUGUUAAUGGGGUUUUUACUUUUUAAAAUAUUAAUAGAGCAGUAUAGUUAAUAACUGCUAAACAUGAAGACCCUAAAAUGUGGAUAUUAUUAUUGUCCCUAGAAAAAGUAAUCUCAGUAAUCUGUAUAUCUGUAAUCUGGCCUACAGUAAGUAAAACCAAGUUUGAACAUCAGCACUGAGUGUUCUGUGCUUUUAGGUUGAAAUCCAAUUUUAGUCAUUUUUGGGGUAGAUAGACUGAAAUCAGUAACUUAAGUCUAUUGAUUUCAGUGGGUCUACUCAGAAUAUGACAUAAUUGGAUACUGCAUCUUAUUUAGGUAUGCUAGCUGGCUCUGUUAAGCCUCUGGAGCGAAGUGUGGGCUUUUUAAAUGACUGCACUAAUGAUCACUUAUUAAAAACACUCUUAGAAAACAGUUGUGCAAGGACUGAUGCAGUGUUCACACCUUACCCAGGAUUCAAAAGUCAUGUUAAGGGUAAGUACUAUUUAUCAUUAUCUGUCAGUGUAUUUAAUGAGGGAUUUUGUCCUCUAAAGUAACCCUUUAAAAAAAGAAGAACCAAUACAAUUAAUAUAGGCAAGAGGGAACUUGGUCAGUUUCUCUACGCUCUUGAACUAGACAUUCACUUGAUAACGGAAGAUCUCUCUCUUUCUAAGAUGAGACAUCAAUUGAGGCGAUAUACCUAGUCCAAUGUACGUUUAUUCAGAAAAAAAAAGUUCCCAACUGAGUUGUGGGAUUACAGCAUCUGUUCAUUUUCUAAGCCAAUGAGAGACACUUUGUUCAGCUGCAUUAGAAAUGUUUGUCAUUUUAUAUUAAAUUUAGCUUUUCAGAAACAAGUGCUAGAAACUUGGGUUGGGGAGAUGAUUUUUUUUAUUACUGUUAUUUAAAAAAAUUAUCCAGCUGUGAUUUUAAGCACACCUAUUAGGAAACAAAUCCCAUUGAACUCAGCAGGGCUUGUUUUGAAGUAAGUAUGCUUGUGAUCAGACUGUCAGCAUUCUACAAAAGACUGUGGCUACUGUGGUAGAAAAUGGCUUUUGGAUGAAAGUUGCCUUGCAUUAUUAUAUCACUGAUUCUCUAAUUGCCUUUGUAGAAUGGUCAAAAGCUUUAUUCUUUAGGAAAGCUUUUGGACCAUAAAUGGUUGUUUCGCUUUUGAAGUGGUUUUAAUUGCUGUGAUUAAAUUAUUUUUUCAUAGUUUUGUUCUCCCUCCUUCACCCUCUCCUGUUUUAGUGAGUUAUUUCUGCUUUAUUGCCAUUUAUUGUCAUUUUUUAAAAAAAAUGCUAGGUUAUUUAACUUGGUGGUGCUAAACACAUUGGGCUUGUUGAGGAAAAGUGGGAUAUAAAUGUUGUAAAUAAAGAAACAAAUCAAUGGCUAGCUUUAAAAAAAAAAAGAUGGCAGUGUGAAAAGUUCAAGGAGUAAUUCUCUAGAAUAGUUGUCUGGAGCAAAGGUGGGGAACUGGUUUGACUCCAAUCUCCCAUCACCCUCUGCCCCGGCCAGCAUGGUCAGUGGUCAGGAAUGACCAUUGCUGUUAAUCCAGCAAUGUCCGGAGAAUCAAAUGAUAUUGCUCCCUCUUUCUCUCUUUUGUGGAGCGUUUAUUGUGGGAGUCUGGAACUCCUGCUAAUUGUAUUCUUGGUGGGGCGGGGUGAAGAGCAGGUGAGUCAUUUCUAUUAAGCUGAGCACCACAUAAUCUUUAGUACUUAAUAGUUGCUAAUUUACCAUAUUGAAAGUAAGCUCUGCCAUGCAGUUUCUAAUUGGAGGUGUUUUAAGUUAGUGUAGAAUCACAGUGCAGUAGUGCACAUGACAAGAACAAUUCAAAGCACAUGGGAUAGUCGUAUUUAUUUUUCCCAGCAUGAGGCGUACAAACAGCAGGGGUAUUUGAGUCAGUAAGGAAGAGUAAUUGAAGAAUUCAGAAGUUAGAUGUCUUGUGCAGUUUAGCCACCACCAGAGUAGAAUGCGGAACAUUACAGUUUAAGCUAGGGACAAAUGCAAAUUGAGAUUGGCUAGAAUUAUAUUCUCUUAACUAAGGAAGCAGCCCUGGGAGUAGUCCUAUUAAACACAGUGGGGCUUACUUUUCUAGCGAAAUUAAUGAAAUUGCACUGUCAAAGGUAUUCUCCUUGCAGAUAAUCCUUGCUCGUUCCUUCCAUGUGUGUAAAAUAUUCAUCUUGUACUUCUUGAACCUAGUUUCUCGAGUUGUAAACACCUACGGACCCCAGACUAGAAGUGACAGUGCUCAUGGGUCCACUCAUAAGGCGAACUCCCUUUCUCGGGAUUGUGGGAAUCAGGCUGUAGAAGAGAGACUGCAGAACAUUGAAGCACAUUUAAGGUUGCAAACAGGUUUGUAGAAAGCUUGUUAUCUGUGUAUGCAAAUCAUUUGUAUUCAUGCCCUCAGUUGUGAGUCAUUCGGUGCAGCAGAAACCAUCAGAAGUAUAAAUUCAAAGUGUAACUAUAGAGAAGGCUACACUUUUAUCCCUGGUGUCCUAUUUCUUACUUUUGGACUUCAAAAUUUGGGAGUGUCCUGGCUGAAGAAUGUUGGGACAAGGAUUAGAAUUGUUCAUGUAAAAGCACUAUGCAUUGCACUUCCUUCUCUCUUUUUGUCCCCUCCCUCAAAAAAAAAUCUGUAGGAAUUACGUGUUCAGUCUAGUUGGAUACACUACUCAGUGGCUGGUGGUCUUUGCCAUGUUUACCACUGUCAGGCAGCUUGCUGGGCAGCCUAGCAUGUUCAUUACUAGCCUCUUCCAUAUAAGGAAUGGAAAGAAAAACUCACUAAGUUCUUGUAAAGAUCCAAGAGAGGAAUUACACUCUGGGAGAUAUAUAUAGUCUGCAAAUCUAAAUGUGUGCAUUUUAUUUUUCAUGCCAGUCAUGUUUCACUUCCAGUACAGUACAUCCACAAAAUUUUGAAGUAGGAGUGUAAGGACUCUGGCAUAUGGUUCUUCAGAUGGAAAAAUGUCACAACUCACAACAAUAAGUGUAGUCAAGGUCUCUUUGCAGAAAUCCUGAUCAGUGGUUUCAUUAACUCUGCUUUGAUGGAGCAUAAUGGACAGAGUUAUAUUUUCAAAGAACAAGAAUAAAAUACAAGAUGAGAUUUAUUUUUUAAAAACAAAGCAAAAUAUUAAACCUAUGUCUUUUUUGCAAUUGCAUUCAGAGCUCUGGAUCACCACGUGUAUAUAAGCAAUGCACUUUCCAAACCCAACCUUGGAAUCCUGCCUUGCUAGGAUUCAGCAGGUCUUGGCACCAGAGUAUUGCUCUUUAAUGUAUGUUUUCCCUCCUAUGCACCCUUUGUUAUGUUCAUAUCUUGAUUGAGAGAUUAAUCUUAAAGGCUAUACUGAAGUUUUCUUUUUUUUUCUUUUUCUUUUUCUUUUUCUUGAAUGCUUCUAGUCAUGCUAGCUUUUCAUAUCUGUCUAUCAUCCAUCUAUCUAUCUAUCUCCUAUAAUACAGGUGGACCAGUGCCAAAAGACAUCUAUCAAAGAAUAAAAAAGCUGGAAGAUAAGAUUCUUGAAUUGGAAGGAAUGUCUCCCGAAUAUUUUCAAUCUGUGGUAAGUCUAACUCUGUUGCGCUUCAUAAGGUGCACAAAGCAAAGUAUGUGGAGGUUUUCUAUAGUAAAAAAAGAAAAAAAAGUUACUUCAGUCUAGCCAUUUUGUUCCAGGCACAGAGUUUUCUGCUGUACUUUCCCAGCUCCACAGUCUGUCUUGUUCAUUUCUCUGGAAGGGACAACUCUUCAUGAUGCUCUCUACUGAGGACAGCUAGGCUACCAGCAAAUAUGAUAUGUUCUAUGUACACACUGGAGAAUUCUUGAGACGCUGUUUUGGGAAGAUGUACUAGUUUUUUAAAACUGUACAGAGUAUUUUCCUCUUACAAAGGUGAAAAUGUUUUCUCAAGAGCUAAUUUACUCAUUUGGAUUUAAACACACACACACGCAUGUAUUCCAGGACUCAGGAUACAGAAAAUUAGGGAUGAAGCCUGACUACAGUCCUCUGUGGUUUGCUUGCUUUUUUCCAGCAGGUUUUCCAGUCUAAAAAAGCACACAUACAGCUGCUAGGGUUGGUUAAAAACUCAUUGGGCAACUGUUUGGGGAAGUAGUAAAUCCAGCACCCACUCGUACACAGCUGGUCAGCAGGAUUUAAUAUCCAUGUGUGAAACCUCAGCGGUUGGAUGAAAAAGGGAAGCCACAUGUUGAUAGUCCAUCAAUGCAUGUGGUUCCCCAUCUUUUUGCACAUAACAUGCUCCUAGCAGUAUUAGAAUAAGCAAAUUUUAUAUAGGAGAGGAUUCAGGUGCUCACAUUUCUCUUCAAUAGAAAAUGGAAGCCCUGUGUGAAGGAUGGGCUCUAGGUUGGUGCCUCUUUCAUUAUGAUGAGGAAAAAAAUUAUUGUCCUUUCUUGUUUUUGUAAUACAAAAGAACCAUAGUAGAGAAUGCUUUACUUAUAUUUGGACUUUUGGGUUGGUCUUUUUUUUCAGAAUUUGUCGGGCAAGAGAAGGAAAACCCAACAAAACCAAGUGAGUUGUACUAACCUGUGUGUUUCUUGCAAUUAAAAAUUCAGAGGUUUAUAACCUUUGGUAUUCCUCUACUCUCAGCUUGCUUAAGCUAGAAUAGACACACCAGAAACCCCUCCGCAACACAUGCAUUUUCUUUGUCUCUGUUAACUUAGCAUAUAUUUUAGCACUGUUAAAUAUUUCAUUGUUUCAUAAACUUAAAGAUAGGAUGGACUCAUAUGGCACAGUGGCCCCAGCCAAAAAAAACCUUCUCCAGGCACCUUGGGGAGUGCUUAAAUCUGCUUCUCAGUUCAGUCUGCUGGAUUGCAUGGGAAACAGUAACAUCUCACAUCUCUGGGGACCGACAUCUCGCAUAGUCCAGCCAAUCCUCAUGGGAAUCAGAAUCCAGUGUUCCCAUAGGAGUAUGGAGCUCCAAACAUGGCAUUCCAUAAACAUUUGAAUCUGUCCUAAUCCAGGAUUUAAUUCUUUUUUUAAAAAUCAAAGCAUCAGCCCUUCUAAGUUCUCUAGCAGCACAAUCCUGUGUGUGUUCACUCAGUUCCCUUGUACACUGUGAAAUUUACAACUAACUCCGAAGGAAAUGUGCAUAGGGUUACACUGGAUCUCAAUUCUCAAUAUGAGAAAUCAUCUUGGUAGUUUAUAGAUAGCAAAUUAAAUUCACCGCGACUUUUUCCUCUCUCUCUCAGAUUAUUCUUAUUCUAGCUAAAAAACGUUAGGAGUUUUCAUCAUAAUUACCACCAUAGUCACUGGGGAAAUUCAGAUGUAUAGUAAAUCAUGAUUUAUUAAGCCAGUGAUAAGCAUCCUACACACAGAGACUUCCCUUACAUGCCAACUUUGGUGCUUGUUUUAUGGUUUCUUUAACUGCAAUUUCCUAUUACAUCAGAAAUGGAAAACUGUGAUCUAACUUUGGACUCCAGACAUCAAUAUGAAAGCAGUCUUCAUACUGUGAUCUGUGGUCCAGCAUUAAAGCACAGUUUAGGAUUUUUUUAGCACCCUCAGAAGCCAUACCAUAUGUGAUGUAAAGUGAAACUGGUUUAUGUAACCUCGAUGAAAGUGGUGAAAUUGGCAAAUACAAUGAGAAGAGUGGGUUGAACAUGAAUAAGAUGCUGAUUUUCUGGAUUCUAUCAUGAAAAGUAGCACGGAGUAAUCCUGAAAAAGGCACUCAAUCUCUUUUCAUACACAACCGCCACAACUAGAGUAGUAUAUGCAAAAAAAUGGAAAGAAAAGGAGAUAGCCACAAAAUAAAUAUGGCAAAAUAAAUUGAUAGAAUACACAGAAUUAGUAACUAUGACCACGAAAUGAGUGGAAGUGUUUUGAAGAAUAUCUCAGAGGAUAUAAUAGUCAGUUUAACCUACAAGUAGGAAUGAACAUAGGAACAGCAGAUCACAUUAAAUAAAGGAAGAUUUGAGACGAAGAUGGGUGGAAUAAUAGAAUAUGCAGCCGAGAAAAGACUGCCUAGAAUGCCAUGGGGAGAUAGACUGGGAAGGAUAAGAGAUAACGGGGAUAAGAGGGAUAAGAUUCAUCAUUAUCUCUUAUCUGAGGAUAAGAGAUAAUGAUGAAUCUUGUAUGGUGUAUAUAUAUGUUGUAAAAGUGCAUAAACAGAAAGAAAAGCAGCACAGGGUCUUUUUUUAUAAAAGAGGGGGGAGAGAGAGACUAGAAUGUUUCAAAUGUUUAUGCAACAAAUCCAAGAUGUUAACCUCUUUUUUUCUGAAUGGCAGAACUAUUCUUUGGCUGAACUUGAUGAGAAGAUCAAUGCACUUAAGCAAACACUGCUGAGAAAAACAAAUGAAGGGAGGCCCAAGGUUGUUGAUCAGCUUCUUUGAGUACAGUGAUGUGACUUCAUCAUGCUUUCAUGUGUACUUAACUCCAGACUGCCCAAGUACUGUUUAUCUAGGCACUCUGUGGAAAUGAAACAUUACAUAUGAACCAGUCAAAUUCUUAUUGGAAACCUAGGUCAAGUGAACUUUUUUUCUUCAAAAUGAAGAAUGCUUUUAAACGUCGCAUUGUAAAUGUCUUCCCUUCUGAUGGAAAGGAGGGUCUGUAGAAACGAUAAAAAGAAAACCAUACUUCUUGUAUGUGAUGCCUGUGAAUCAGAAUGCCUCUUUAAAUAUAGUUUUAUCCAAAGACUAUAGUGCGAAACGUGAUUGUUCAUAUAAUUCGCAUAGCUUUGUGAAAUAAAGAGUUAUAUGUAGAAAAAUUAAGCCAGCU